Messenger RNA from Morus notabilis, 1754 nucleotides. RefSeq names its product protein TRIGALACTOSYLDIACYLGLYCEROL 3, chloroplastic. The transcript has 10 exons. Gene Ontology annotation, molecular function: ATP binding; ATP hydrolysis activity. Bases 385 to 1434 code for a protein of 349 amino acids. The record is from RefSeq and is a predicted model, not a curated record. NCBI's taxonomy places the organism in Eukaryota, Viridiplantae, Streptophyta, Magnoliopsida, Rosales, Moraceae.
GGAAUGGAAACAGGAAAGUAAGAAGAAACCUCAGUGAGGCUUUAAUAGGAUUCAACAGCGUGAUAUACAAAGAUCUUCAUAUUAAAUAAUAUAUAAAUCUUUCUUUUUCUUUUCUUUUUCUCUUCUCCAAAGCUGUCGUUGAAGUGGGAAUCCAAGAAGCCCACAGAUUUAAAAAAAAAAAAAACGCCUAUUGAAUCUACAGCCGCCACCGGAGGCUAAUUUGGGUUUCUGUAAGAUUUUGUAAUUCUGGAAAAUCUCCUUCAUCAAAGUCACAGGAAUCCCAGUUCCGAAAAAUCGCGUUUUGCUUUCUCUUUUUCGAUUAAUCAGUCUGGGUGUGCUUGAAAUUCAGAAAUUCCGGUGACCCAGAAGCCGAUUGGUCUGAAUAUGUUGGUUUCUCUGUCGAGUCCAUCAGGCAUGUGUCCUAUGAUGGUGCCCAAUGACUCUUUUCGAUCCCUUAGAUUUUCAAGAACGAUGCUUUCCCACAGUUAUAAUAAGCAAAGGAAAGAGCUUAACACCGUCAUUUGUGCUUGCAUGGCGCCUCCACAGAACUUGAGGAACGACGGUUCCUAUGCCACCAAAUUCAAUUCGCAUUCGAAAUCGGAGGAUUUGAGUAGAAUUCGGGAUUCCGAGGAUGAUUCUGAUGUUCUGAUCGAGUGUAGAGACGUGUACAAGUCGUUUGGCGAGAAGCAUAUAUUGAGAGGUGUGAACUUCAAGAUCAGACAUGGUGAAGCUGUUGGGAUAAUUGGGCCUUCCGGAACUGGGAAGUCUACAGUUUUGAAGAUUAUUGCAGGACUUCUAACCCCAGACAAGGGAGAGGUUUACAUUCGAGGUAGAAAGAGGGCUGGUUUGAUCAGUGAUGACGAGAUAUCUGGUUUACGAAUUGGAUUGGUAUUUCAGAGUGCAGCUCUAUUUGAUUCUCUCACUGUUCGCGAAAAUGUCGGUUUCCGUCUAUAUGAAAACUCGAGCAUGUCAGAGGAUCAAAUUUCAAAUCUCGUGACAGAAAGCUUGGCUGCUGUUGGACUAAAGGGAGUUGAAGAUCGAUUACCUUCUGAGUUGUCUGGUGGAAUGAAAAAAAGAGUCGCCUUAGCUCGGUCUAUAAUUUGUGAUACUACAAAUGCAGCUAUAGAGCCAGAGGUUCUUCUGUAUGAUGAACCUACGGCUGGUCUUGAUCCUAUUGCAUCUACUGUUGUUGAAGAUCUCAUACGAUCUGUCCACAUGAAAGGUGAGGAUGCUGUUGGAGAGCCUGGGAAUAUUGCUUCAUUCGUGGUUGUUACCCACCAACAUAGUACUAUUAGAAGAGCCGUUGACAGGUUAAUAUUUCUCUAUGAAGGGAAGAUUGUUUGGCAAGGGAUGACUCAUGAAUUCACAACAUCAACAAAUCCAAUCGUCCGACAGUUUGCAUCUGGGAGCUUGGAUGGCCCGAUUAAAUACUAGCAUCGAUGUCGAGGUUUUAGUGUUGUAGAAUAGAUUACUAGGCAUACUCAUUGAUAUCUGGGUCCACUGUGGCUUCCAGAAAGGAGUGCUGGGAAAUCAUCAGAUGAGUUUGCAGAAAUAACAACUUUUGCCAUCCUUUGCAUACUUAAGAAGAAAUUUGAGCCGAUGAAUCAAGUCCCCCAUAUUUUAGACCACACUCUUGGGUGCAAACUUGAUUCAGAAAGAUCUUAGAUGAACAUUAUUGUGAAUGAUUGUUGUAAUCUUUGGGAUGGUAGAACUAUUUUUAUUUUUGAUAUUUAUAUUCAACCAAUUCUUUCUAA